Molecule: messenger RNA, 1374 nt
Organism: Capsaspora owczarzaki ATCC 30864
Lineage: Eukaryota; Filasterea; Ministeriida; Capsasporidae
Exons: 2
Coding region: 1-1347 (448 amino acids)
Source: RefSeq, a predicted model, not a curated record
AUGUAUCGUCUUUUGGCCGAGGUGGACCGGUCGCCACUCAGCGAGUUAUUGCCUUUCGAAGUUGCUGGAGCUCUUUUAGCAGCCCUGGCUCAGCAACAGCCAACUUUUCGGCGUGUGUUCGGUCUCAUCGGCGGCGCGGUCGCCAAGGCGGUCUCCACCACAUUUAUUAUUUUGGUUGUGGCGGCUUUCUUUGCUCGGCACGUGCUGGACAACAAGAACACGAUCGCCAAGACCCACUCGCCCGAAAUCGUUCAAGCUCGCAUGCUCGCACGCUUCGAGGCCGGCUCCGUGAUCCCACGUUUCGAGAAAUACCACGUCAGUCGUCCAGAUGCUGUUGCGAUGCUUCAAAAGGUGCUGCGCCCCGCGCCGCUGGAGACGUACACGGUCGUCGUUGGCGAAGUAGGCUGCGGCAAGACCAGCGCCGUCCACGACGCCAUCCGAGCCAACAGCACUGGUAUUGUCUACCACAUCGUCAAAAGCGAGGUGUUAGUCUCGAUGCCGGGUCUACUGGCGGGGUCUCUCGCGUUCGAGUUCAACCAAUUCACCUUCACAGCAGGCUACUUCAAAGACCGUGGUAUUGAGAUGCAUCAAAUAGCAUCGGCAGAAGAACCUUUCAAGAGCUGGGCGAUACUCGAGCUCGGUCUUCGGGACGUCGCCGCACAGUUCAAGGCCAAGCAUGGUCACGUUGCCACGCUCGUCAUCGACGCCGUGGACCAGAUCGCCCAGCAGGGUCCCGCACUGUUGCAUGUGAUUCAAAAUUUUGCCAAGGCGGCUGCUGACGAGCAGCUGCUCAAUGUUGUUCUCGUCACCUGCGAUGGUUCGAAUCUGCCUGAGCUCAAGGCAUCGUCAGCAAUGACUCGUGCUCGCAUUGUCGAAGUGAGUGAUAUCACCGACGAACAAGCUGUCGAUUUUCUGCUACAUCGUGGCGUCAAUGAGGAUUCGGCAAAACGCGCGGUUGCUGAGAUUGCUGGCGGGCGUUUUGUUCUGCUCAAUCGGGUCACGAAACAGCUCGGCAGAGGACAACAAGUGAAUCAGAUCUUUGAAGAGUUUCGCGUGGAUACGGCAGACUCCCUCCAGCGCCUGAUUGACGAUUUGGCACUGUACAACGCAACUUCUGAUGUGCACAAGACACUUUGCGAUCUCACUCACGGCGCUCUGCACAUUGACAUCGUGCACUGCGCUCUGGGGAAAGACCUCACCAAGAAACUCCUCGCCACCAACAUCAACAUUCUCGCUUACCAUCCCAACGACACCUACACCCUUCACUCGCGCCACGUUCAGCGCUCUGUGUCUACCCUGCUGAACUGCACGAGACCGUUGGGCCGUCCCUUGUUUCUGGCUUCUUGAGCCAUCUUCAAGCGUUCACCCUCUGCC